Polypterus senegalus (gray bichir) is the source of this 1356-nucleotide messenger RNA. Its product is annotated as tetranectin-like. Bases 1 to 597 code for a protein of 198 amino acids. The transcript has 3 exons. Lineage: Eukaryota; Metazoa; Chordata; Cladistia; Polypteriformes; Polypteridae. The record is from RefSeq and is a predicted model, not a curated record.
AUGGAGCGGAGAGGCGCCUGCCUGAUCCUCUGCCUUCUGUGUGUCGUGCCCACCGUCACUUCACAGAACGCCAAGAAGAAGGCCACAGAAAAGAACGAUGCAGCAAGUGCAGCAGUGAUUGAGGAGCUCAAGAAGCAGAUGGACGACAUCUGGAAGGAGCUGAACUUGAUCAAGGAGCAGCAGGCGCUGCAGACAGUUUGCCUGAAAGGAUUAAAAAUUCACGGCAAGUGCUUCCUGGCAGGCAACCACCGUAAAAAUUACCACGCUGCCAGCGAGGACUGCAUCGCCCAAGGAGGCACACUGGGCACGCCAGUCAAGGAGGAGGAGAACAACGCGCUCCUGAACUACAUGAUCACCACCAUGGGCACCGAAGCACAGAUCUGGCUGGGCAUCAACGAUAUGGCCAACGAGGGCACCUGGACCGACAUGACUGGCGCCAACAUCAAGUACAAGAACUGGGAGACGGAGAUCACGACCCAGCCCGACGGAGACCGGGCUCAAAACUGCGUGGUGCUCACCGGCACCUCCAACGGCAAGUGGUUUGACGAGAACUGCCGUGCCGAGAAGUCGUUCGUCUGCGAGUUCAACAUCGUCUGAGUGCGCGCGGCCUGCUCUUCCAUUCUGAAUUCUCCUUCUCAGUUACGGCGAGAAGUCACCUUACCCGCUGAAUCUCCAAUCCAGGAAUCGUUUCCUUUGCCGCUGCAUACGUCCCAUUGGGCUUCACUGUUCUUUGAAGGCAAAAACGGCAGAAAAGAAAACCUGAAAGAAAGAAAGAAAGAAAGAAAGAGGGAGAGCAAAAAUGAAAUUCAUGGAGGAAUUUUACAACAGUGUGUGACAAAACAGGAAAAGAAAAGAAGUGUGCGCAGAUAACCUUGGACUUACCUCCUUGUCACACAAGUGAAGAAAGUCAGCCCGUCAGCUUUGGCUAGUGAAGCACUUCACCUUCAAGUCCAGCGAGAGAAGUCGGCUUCUGCCCGUCAUCGGGGGGUUACGUGCCAAGCUUGUCCUCCACAGAAGGUGCACUGUGGUCUUCUCACUGUAUCGCCACACAACACGUUUACUCAGAUGUUAAACACUUCCAUUCAUAAAGAGUAUUUGCUCUAACCCUAUUUGUAUCGCUUGCAUUACUGCCCACUACUUGCAAAGUCCAUCAGUUUAUAAAAUGUGGUCGAUGUUCUGUCCUUUAAUGGCAUCGCCAAGCUCUUUUCUUUUUGUUACGGAUGUAAUAACGCGCUUCUCUUACCACACAUGAUUAAUACGUCAUGAGGUGAAGUACAACUGACGCUGCAUGUCCUAAAUGUACAGUAAGUGUCUACCACUACACUACUCCAUUCUAAUAAAACGUUUUCGCUGUUU